Molecule: messenger RNA, 726 nt
Organism: Didymella exigua CBS 183.55
Lineage: Eukaryota; Fungi; Ascomycota; Dothideomycetes; Pleosporales; Didymellaceae
Exons: 2
Coding region: 1-726 (241 amino acids)
Source: RefSeq, a predicted model, not a curated record
AUGCAUCUCAUCCUCACUGGCGCGACUGGCCUUGUUGGUGCAGCGGUCCUCGACAGCAUGCUAGCGCAGGAGAGCAUCAGCCGAAUUUCGAUCCUUAGCAGGCGGCCAGUGAAGAUGGCCGAGGGCCACGAGAAGGCCAAAGUCAUCGUCCAUAAAGAUUUCAAGACGUACGAUAAAACGCUGCUUGAUGAACUAAAAGAUGCUCAAGGUUGUGUGUGGGCGCUGGGCGUGUCACAGAACGAUGUUGACAAAGAAAAAUACGUCAAGAUCACGCACGAUUACACCCUCGCCGCCGCGCACGCCUUCAGGACCUUACAUCCUGACUCGCCCUUCACAUUUGUCUAUGUCUCGGGCGAGGGCGCUACACAAACGCCAGGCAUGUUCACACCCAUCUUCGGACGUGUCAAAGGCCAGACUGAGACGGCGCUGCUAAAUGUCCGCAAACAAAACGCGAAUUUCAAGGCUUUCAGUGUACGGCCGGGUGGUGUUGACUGGACUGCGCACCCAGAAAUCCACCCUUUCAUGCCGUUCCAGCCAGCCUGGAAAGCCGCGUUGGUUCGACCGAUGAAUCUCAUUUACAAGAGCAUGAUGACACCGACACAGCCCAUGGGCAAGGUUUUCACCGAGCUCGCGAUGAGCAAGGGCGAGCCGCUGGAGGGUACCGGUGUAGGGUUGGAAGGCACGUUGCUCACCAACAUCGGUAUCAGAAGGCUAUCGGGGCUGUGA